AUGACUGUCCCAGGCGCUCUGCCUCUCGGCUCCUUUUCCGACAUUGCCCAGCUGUCGCAAUUUUGGCAUGAUCCAAAAGAUCCCAAAGUCCUCAGAUUUGGCCUCGUCGAUUUGAUGAGCACGACAGACUCUCCGCCGGCCAAAGUGGUCAAAACAAAAAGUGGGCAAAUGAUGGACGAAGCUCGAACGAUCACCCAGCUCAAUACCGAUGUCAUGAAAGCCGCGUUGCUCCUCGCAUACAAGGCCAUGGGUGACUCAGAAGUCACCACUGCGUAUACUACGGUCCAAUUUUUCAGGCCGCCAACGCCAUCCCUCAUCGAUCGAAUUAGAUCUUCGCUCAACACCCUCGGGCUUACCGAAGCGGCUGCCAGCAGGAUUGUCGACGGCGCGCAAACUCUGCGACUAUACCAGCGUUUGAGAGACGAGCGAUACCAAACCGUCGAGAAGCUUCAGAAGGCGCUGGAGCGUGUGACAGAGGAGGUCGCGGAGAUGUUCAAGUCCUACGAAUCACCCAAGGCCUGGGAAAUUCCUCACCUGACGCUCAAUGACUCGAAAGUAUUGGUCGUGGAGGAGGAGGUGAUGGCUCGCGAGCGUGAGCAGGCAGAGAAGGCGGUUGACGACCUCAGAACCGUUGCUGAUCUGGUUCAGGAGUUGACGAAGAUCAAUCGGAUCAGAAGAGUCCAUUCACAGACGGACAAGACAGACGGACAGCUCAAGGCCUCUAUGUCAUGCGAAACUCAGCUUGGGCAGUGGAGUGAGGGAGUCGCAGGAUCACCAGAGUGGCUCUCUGAUUUUGGAACGGAUUUCUCAAACGAGCUGGAUAAUUACUAG
Molecule: messenger RNA, 831 nt
Organism: Fonsecaea nubica
Lineage: Eukaryota; Fungi; Ascomycota; Eurotiomycetes; Chaetothyriales; Herpotrichiellaceae
Exons: 2
Coding region: 1-831 (276 amino acids)
Source: RefSeq, a predicted model, not a curated record